This is a messenger RNA of Macrosiphum euphorbiae (potato aphid), 303 nucleotides long. The record is from the annotation of a GenBank genome assembly. Lineage: Eukaryota; Metazoa; Arthropoda; Insecta; Hemiptera; Aphididae.
AUGUCAGAACCUAACAUUAUAAAGGAGUCUUCAUCGGAUGAGGAAGAAACAAUAGCCACCAUUAAUACAGGACCUUCUGCACGCCCUUCAUCACCAGAAACACAAUGUUCAGUUUGUCUUGAUGAAUUAACCAAUCCUAGUCAUACUGAUUCAUGUUUACAUUCAUUCUGUUUUGAAUGCAUACGACAAUGGGCACAUAGAGAAAAUUUUUGUCCACUAUGUCACGCAACUUUCCAUGAUAUUUAUCAUUCUUUUGAUGCUAUGGGCGUCCACAAAACAUAUAAUGUUUAUAGAAGGUUGUAA